AUGGCCGAAGAGCGUGUCGCUGGCUCGUUAUGGGCGCACCGGCGAUGCUUGAUGCUCUGCUGCAUCGUAGCCAUGGCCAACAUGCAGUAUGGAUUCGACACUUCUGCUAUCGGUGCUCUGCAGGCAAUGCCUGGCUUUCUGGCCGUUUUUGGAUAUAAGGACCCCAGCAGUUCGCUAGGAUAUGGCAUUGAUAGCACCGUCCAACAACUCAUCACCUCCCUCCUCACCCUCGGCUCCUUCGUCUCCUCGCUUGUCGCCGGCCUGUUCGCCUCCUAUCUCGGCCGCAAGCCUGCGCUCUGGCUGGCCUGCAUCGUAAACGCGGCCGCCUGCGGCAUCCAGAUCGGAACGACCAGCAAAGGCGUGCUAUACUUUGGCCGUUUGCUGCUGGGUUUCGCGAACGGGUUCUUCGUCACAUUCUCCAAUGUGUAUACCUCCGAAGUCGCACCGGCGCAUCUGCGUGGCGUCAUGGUCGCGCUGUUUGCGUAUUGGGUCAAUAUCGGCUCUGUGCUGGGCUCCGUGGUGGACAAUUACACGCAGACGCGUAUGGAUAGAGCCGCGUAUCAGAUUCCGAUUGGGUGUCUUUUCAUUGUGCCGGCUUUGUUGUCUGUGGCGCUGUUUUUUGUGCCAGAGUCGCCGCGUUGGUUGCUGCAUCGAGGUAGAGAGGCGGACGCAAGGGUUUCCCUGCAGCGCAUUCGCGGAAAUGCGGUUGAUGCUGGCGCUUUUGAGGUUGAGUGGGUUGAGAUGGUGAGAGGUGUGCAGGAGGAGCAGGCCGUGGCAAAAAGUGUUGCCUUUUUGGACAUGUUUCGAGGCUCCGAUCUCCGCCGCACGCUGCUCUGCUAUGGCAUGAUCGCCUGCCAAACAGCGUCAGGUGUCUGGUUCCUGAUCGGAUACCAGACAUAUUUCUUUACCAUCGCGGGCAUCACCAAGGCCUUUGAGUUCUCCAUCAUGAACACCUGCUUCGGUUUCCUAGGUGUCAACGUCGGCAUGUACGCCAUCCGCCAUCUCUUCGGCCGCCGCUCGAUCCUGAUGCUGGGUGCUGUUGCGUGCGCCCUGUGCCAGCUGGCCAGCGCCAUCGCGGCGUCUGUUCAUGGAGCUGGCUCGGGUGGCUCCUCUUCGACAAACGGGCUCGUCAUUGUCGCUUUCACGGCCGUGUUCAUGUUCUUUUAUAAUGGCUGUGUCGGCGCUGCGAGUUACCCCGUGGCAACGGAGCUGGUCAGUUCGAGACUGCGUGCCUGGACUGUCGGGUCGGCUACUAGUUUGGGUUAUAUCCUGGCGUGGCUGACGAGUUUCACCGCGCCGUAUUUUAUCAAUCCAACCAAUCUGAACUGGGGCGCCAAGUAUGGCUAUAUCUGGGCCGCGUCGAAUAUCCUCUGCGUCGGCUUCUUUCUCUUCUUCAUGCCCGAAAUGAAAGGGCGCUCGUUGGAAGAACUUGAUGAGAUUUUCGCGGCGGGCACGCCGGCUCGUAAGUUUAGUGAGUAUCAAUGUGUAAUCAGAGAGGAGGCUGUGCACGAUGUCAAGGUUAGCAAGAGGAAAGAGAGAAUAAGACAGCGGGAUACGUGA
This is a messenger RNA of Talaromyces rugulosus, 1560 nucleotides long. RefSeq lists its product as uncharacterized. The record is from RefSeq and is a predicted model, not a curated record. Gene Ontology annotation, biological process: carbohydrate transport; transmembrane transport. Gene Ontology annotation, cellular component: membrane. Gene Ontology annotation, molecular function: carbohydrate:proton symporter activity. The transcript is spliced from 4 exons. Lineage: Eukaryota; Fungi; Ascomycota; Eurotiomycetes; Eurotiales; Trichocomaceae. The coding region runs from base 1 to 1560 and encodes 519 amino acids.